UCGUGUUCCAAGACGGAAGCGGGGGAAAAAAAACAGAAGAAAUAUCCCAAAGCUCAAUGCCAAAUGCUUGAUGCUUCACUCUCAAAUCGCAUAUGCCUGUAAUGAACACUCUGACAUUUAUAGCGAAGCAUCCCACAAUUUCACUUAUUCAAUCAAGUACCACUCUCAGAGAGCUCAAGCAGAUCCACACCCAGUUGCUUCAAAUCGGCAUUCUCAACAAUCCUCACUUUCAUGGUCAAUUUGUAGCCACAAUCGCCUUGGACAAUCCUACCAAUCACGAUUACUCCAUUCAGCUUCUAAACCAAUAUGAUAAUCCCAGUACAUUCUCCUUCAACUCUCUGAUCAGAGCCUACUCCAAGAGCUCAAGUCCUCACAGAAGUUUUCACUUCUAUAAUCAAAUUCUCCAUUCCAGAAACAAUCUAUCGCCUGAUAAUUACACCUUCAAUUUCUUGGUUCGCUCAUGUGCGCAGCUUUUGGUGCGGGAGGUGGGUUUGUCAGUUCAUGGUGCGGUUAUAAAGUAUGGGUUUGAGAGUGACCCACAUGUGCAGAGUGGAUUGAUAUUUAUGUAUGGUGAAUUAGGUUGCUUAAGUUCAUGUCGUGGGGUAUAUGAAGCGAUUGCUGAGCCAGAUUUGGUUUCGAAGACGACAAUGGUGAAGGCCUGUGCUGAAUGUGGCGAUAUUGACUUUGCAAGACAAGUGUUUGACGAAAUGCCUGUGAGAGAUACUGUUGCCUGGAAUGCUAUGAUUGCAGGGUACGCCCAAAGUGGGAGGUCAAGAGAGGCGUUGGAUUUGUUUAAUUUGAUGCAAAUAAAGGGUGUGAAAGUUGAUGAAGUGUCCAUGGUUUCGAUUUUAUUUGCAUGCACCCACUUGGGAACAAUGGAUCAAGGAAGAUGGGCUCAUGCAUAUAUACAGAGAAACAAGCUCAGGAUGACUGUGACACUAGGAACUGCACUUAUUGACAUGUAUGCUAAAUGUGGAAAUAUUUACAAGGCCAUGGAAAUCUUUUGGGGUAUGAAGGAAAAGAACGUUUACACUUGGAGCAGUGCCAUUGGUGGGUUAGCAAUGAAUGGGUUUGGCAAGGAGUGUCUUGAUCUUUUUUCUCUUAUGAAACAGGAUGGUGUACAGCCAAACGAAGUCACCUUUAUUUCGGUCUUAAGAGGAUGUAGUGUGAUUGGUCUGGUUGAAGAAGGUCAAAAGCAUUUUGAAUCAAUGAAGAAUCUGUAUGGAAUUGACCCUAAACUUGAGCAUUAUGGCUUAAUGGUUGAUUUAUGUGGUCGAGCAGGGCGUCUGGAAGAAGCCAUGAACUUCAUAAAUAACAUGCCUGUGGAACCUCAUGCUGGUGCAUGGACUGCAUUACUUAAUGCUUGUAGAAUGUAUAAUAACAGAGAACUGGGUGGGUCUGCCCUGAGAAAGGUGUUGGAGCUGGAGUUCAAGAAUGAUGGUGCUUAUGUUCUUUUAUCAAACAUAUAUGCUGAUGACAAGAACUGGGAAAGAGUUAACAGUUUGAGAAAGAUGAUGAAAGCAGAUGGCGUGAAUAAAGUCCCUGGAUGCAGCGUAAUAGAGGUUUAUGGUGAAGUUCAUGAGUUUAUUGUUGGAGACAAGUCUCACCCAAGAUAUGACGAGAUUGAGACAAUGCUGGCAGAAAUCUCUAGUCUUCUGAGAUUAUCAGGCAUACACUUCAAGUUGUGCAUCAAUCCAGUUCCUCUGGAUAGGGAUGAACAUGAAGGAAUUUGAAGGCAAGUGACGACAUUGGACUCAAAACUAACCCUAUCUCCUUGAAGGCCUCAACCUUUGUUGGGAUAAUAAGCUCACACAAGUUAAUAUCUACUCAAACUUUUUGAAGAUCUCAUGCUCAUUCGGCUCGAUUCUGCCCAAAAUCACCCGCUCUUUGGAAUUUUAAAGAACAUAGAGACUUCAUCAUAUGAGAUUAGACGAUCACUUUUAAUCGCAUAUGCAGAGAGCUGAAUCAAUGCACUGAUUGGCUUGCUCACCAAGCCAUCAAUGAUAGUUUAGAUGUUAAGAUUUUUGAGGUCCCUGUGCUAGGAUGUAAGAACUUUUUGUGUUAUGACAUGAUCUAAUGGUUUCUCUUUUACACGGAUUCUUGUCCAUGGUCUUGUAUUAAAAAUAAAUUAAAAUAAAACAAUCUAACCCUAUCUAAUUAAAGAAGCAGAUUAUAGGGGAACUAUCAUGGACCUUGAAAUCUGCAAUUUUGUCUUUGGAGGGUCCCAUGAAAUUCCCUCUCCGCUUAAAUACAAUGCUACUACUGAGAAUGACUCGUCAUUUUCUUUUAUUACCUGAUUGAUACUCAUAGAGAGACAGAAGACAAAAAUGAUCAAUACAAGACCAUGACUAAUACUACAGAACAAAAUAAUUUGUGUGGGGAACUAAUGUUUGAGAUGUGAUGAUUGAUUACUGACUCUUGGGAAGGCAGAAGAAGUUCAUGUUCAAGUAGUUGUCAUAAUGAUG
Molecule: messenger RNA, 2465 nt
Organism: Prosopis cineraria
Lineage: Eukaryota; Viridiplantae; Streptophyta; Magnoliopsida; Fabales; Fabaceae
Product: putative pentatricopeptide repeat-containing protein At5g40405
Exons: 2
Coding region: 93-1733 (546 amino acids)
Biological process (GO): RNA modification
Molecular function (GO): RNA binding; protein binding
Source: RefSeq, a predicted model, not a curated record